Linepithema humile (Argentine ant) is the source of this 2529-nucleotide messenger RNA. RefSeq lists its product as uncharacterized. Lineage: Eukaryota; Metazoa; Arthropoda; Insecta; Hymenoptera; Formicidae. The record is from RefSeq and is a predicted model, not a curated record.
UAACCAAAGAAGGAUGUCAGUCCUUUUGAAUCAAACGGAAUUCGCAUAUUUAAACAAUAAUGAAACAGAAGAAGAUCUGUUCCUUUCCGAGGAUGAAAAUGAAGAUUUUAAUUUUAAGUAUGUACCUGCAAAUCGUUUCAAGUACAUAGUGAAGGAUGUACGUAGACAGAGAUGUCGAGAAGAGGAGGAGACAGUAUGGGCUUCUUUUGUCAAACAACAAGAAUUAAAUGUUUAUGAUAAAAAUGAUAUUCAGCCAUCCGUUCAAAGUGUCAAACAACUUUUGGAUGAAGGUUUGAAGGAAGCUGAUGAGGAACUUAAAAGACUGGAAACAGGUAUUUUGUCUGGUAGAAUAAGAAAGGAAAGCAGUAGAACUGAAAAUAAUCAAAAGAAAAAAACAAAGAAGGUGAAUAAUACCAGGGACUUGUUUCCGAAAAAAGUGCCAAUUAUGAAGGAUACUGGAACAGGUAGUACCAAUUUGCUACUUACGAUUCCUGAGGAAGAAAAUAUUCACGAGAGGAAACAAGAGUCUGAAAAACUCAAGUCACAUGCCAGAAAGUCUCGUUCUGCAACAGUGCAGAAGAAACAAUCCUCGAAGCUACCGCAUCAUAUGGCCAAUGGUGUCGAAUAUAAUUCCAGUCCUGAAAGCAGUGCGCGUCGCAACGAUACUGACGGAACUAUUUACAUACGACCGGAUCCAUUUACCAUGCACAAAAUCUUGACGAUGCAAACAAGAGUCUGCGAGCUACUGGAUGAAAUUGCGUUUAGACUGGGAAACAUUCCACCACCGGACGGCAUUAAAGAUUUACAGAGACGGCAGCAGUGCGUUGCUGAAUUUGUCGUACGAUUUUCGAGAAAUUAUCUAUACGAUCUCAAUAGAUACGUUAAAGAUAUUCAGAGGCACAUGUGUAUUAUUUCGCCGCGAGCGAUAGUAAAACCAAAUCAUAGAAGUUUCGGACUUCACAUGCAUGCUAUCGAGCAUAAACUACUUGCCGCGCAUCAGUUACUGUUGCACGCAUUAAUUGCCUAUUGCAAACAUAUUCCCGGCUCUAUUCUCAAGGGACACCCUGGAAAAUUUAGAGAGAUACUGCAAGUAGUCAUUGAUCUGAAGACUAUGUGUGAUAGGCUGCACUUGAAUUAUCUUAAUUCGGGGGACACAGAUAUUCUAUCGCUGGGAAAGGACAUUGAGAACAAAUCCAAUGCUAUUUUGUCAAAAUUGAAGCUGUAUGCGGAAAAUGAUCUGCGUGACAUUAAGACGUCAUCAACGUCCGUUAGUUUGCAUUCAACAAAUAAUAAAAAGCGAUACAAUCGUAAACAAUUAUCUAAUCGAUUGAGUAUGUACAGUGUGGAUAGCAAAGUUCCUAAAAGCAAUCCUAAACACAGGACCAAUUAUUAUCAGAAGGAUAAAAGAUAUAAUACAAUAAAUACUAAUCAAGGCAGAACCUCUAACGAGCCAAUAUUGGAUCAUCCAUAUCCUAGUCCAGUGACGCUUACACCAUCUAAGGAUACAAACUAUACUGGCACUGACAAGCAUAAGACGUAUGCAAAAGACGAGGAUAUAAGAACUAUGAUGGAUAUGUUACCUAUAGAUUCAGAUAAUGGCAGCAACUUUGAAACACAAGAAAGGCAUAAUAAUACAAUGCUUACAAGAAGAAUACCGAAAGCGACGAGAAAAUGUUCUGGCAAGCAGGAUCAAAGACAAAUAGAAACAAUAGAGAAUAUUGUUAGAAACACUUCUACAAAUAACGAUGACGAAUUAGCGAAAAGAGCGACGACAAUCACGGAGGAACAUUUAUCUAACUUAGUACCAGUUAUAGCAGAUCUCAUGUCUUUUGUCUCCACUAAGCAAAGUGAAUCAGAGGUAAGGCCAAAACUUACCAUGAAAACACUAAUGGAAUUUCUGCAGAAACAUCAGUCGCCUAAGAGCGCGAAUACGAAGAUCAGCGCGAGUACAAGCUGCGACGUGUGUCAUUCUAUAAGCAGUAGUUGCGAAUGUGAGCAUCCUAAAACAAGCAGAACUUUGACAGGGAAUAACGGCGAGAACAUGCGGCUGAUUUGCUUGUCAUCGAUGGAGGAUGCGCCAAAAGUACCUCGCUAUUGUGACGCGUCGUGUCAAGCAGAUUACGAGCGUUUGAUGGCAGUGCCAGAUUUUGAGAUGAAAGCGAAGGAAGGAAAACGAAUAGUAGACUCGCUCGAUAAUAUCGAGCUUGUUGUUUCCGAGGAGAGUGAAAUAAAUUUCCUGAAAUACAGACGCGAAUAUGAGCAGUUAAUGCAAUCAAUUCCAAUGUAUUCUAGCAAUACACAAAACAAACCAUGGGACAUUGUCGCUUGGAUAUCCGAUAAGCUCGUAGAUGAAUUAAUAACGGAAAUCGCAAAAGAGUUACAAAUAGAAGACGUCAUACAAAAACUAUUCGAGUUAGAAUUCCAGGAGUUCUAACGCCAAUCUGUGUUCUUCGCACAUAUUAAACCAGGAAAAUGCACAAAAUAAAAUCGAAAUCUUAUAUAAAUUUAAGAUAUUUUAUAUACAUAAAA